Malaclemys terrapin pileata is the source of this 1130-nucleotide messenger RNA. It is a transcript of the gene C4H6orf89, whose product is annotated as chromosome 4 C6orf89 homolog. Gene Ontology annotation, cellular component: nucleolus; Golgi membrane. The coding region runs from base 110 to 1120 and encodes 336 amino acids. The transcript has 8 exons. The record is from RefSeq and is a predicted model, not a curated record. NCBI's taxonomy places the organism in Eukaryota, Metazoa, Chordata, Testudines, Emydidae.
UGGCGGCGCUGCGCAGCUCCUCGCGCCCGAGUCCCGGCCAAUCUGCGGCCUCGGCAGCAGGAAGCAGGAAGCGCCGGGCGGAGGCAGGAGCAGCCGGGCCUGAGCGUGGAUGGGGGAUUUUUCACUGGUGGCCAUGGAGCUUUCUGCCAGCGAACCCAGCAUUUAUGACAAGCUAUCGGAGACCAUUGACCUGGUGAGGCAGACUGGACACCAAUGUGGAAUGUCAGAAAAAGCCAUUGAGAAGUUUGUCAAGCAGCUCUUGGAAAAGAAUGAGCCCCAAAGGGGACCCCCCCGGUACCCUCUCUUGAUGGCUCUCUAUAAGGGCCUGCUUACCCUGGGCUUAAUCUUGCUAACUGCGUACUUCGUGAUGCAGCCGUAUAGCCCUUCACCACCUGAAACCACGCUCUCCAGAGCCCAUGCCUGGGGCUUCCUCAUCGGUCACAUCCGGCUGCUGUCUUUGCCUAUUGCCAAGAAGUACAUGCUGGAGAAGUGCCAUAACUGGUGGGGACUAGACUGCAGGCAGAAUGGUUCUGAGAUUCCUGCCAACUGCUCUUGCUGCGCUGCCAUUCAAAGCCUCCAGGUAGUGACUGACCUAGGACAAUUAUCAGAAAACCUCCAGAGGCCUCAGCCCCUCUUAAUCAAGACAGGGCAGCGUCUGUCUUAUGAUGAACUGAAGCAUUUUCAGUCCCAGUACCCGGAAUUGACAGAGAUCACAAUAGAAGAGAAUUCAGCUGAACUCUGGCGCUGCCUUCCAAGACGGAUGUUUCCAUUUGCCUUCCCCUGGUACAAAGCCCUGAAUAAAACUCAGAUUCUCCAGGAACUUUUCCCUGCCUUGUCUUUGCUGGCAUUCCCAAAGGCAAUCUCCCUGGAAAGCUGCUUUCUCAUUCGCAACCCAGAGUUAGGGAAUAAGACCCACAGACUGCACAGCAUGUUUGCUAUUGGAAGCGGCCAGCUAACCCUGAAUAUUGCACCUUACGCUGAGUGCAGAGGACACUGCAGGACUCUGUCGGUGGAGCUGGAAGCUGGGGAUUUUGGCUAUGCAAGCGCGGAUUACUGGAAGAUGAGCUUUAACUCCAGAGGAGCAGAGCCCAUAGUCAUUUGCGAUGGAUCCGCUAGCUAAGAACUGUGGG